AGCGAAUGCACACUAUAAAUUUGCCUUACUUUGACUUCAGCUCUGCUAUUAGAAACCAUCUAGGUCAGAAUAUUUAAAAAGUAAAUAAACUUUACGAAAAGUACUUCAACACAGUGGAGAAUAUACCAGUUUUCUUCAUUUAAUCAUUGCCAAAUAAUACCCGCUUACAAUGGAUAUGUUCAAGCCUAUGUCAUGGUAUAUUGGCAGCGAGUGGACAAUGCCUCGAAAGGGGUUGCGCAAACAUGUACUCUCUUUGGACAAUUUCAAGCAUUUGGAUAAACCGCAUUUGGUGUCUAAGGUUACAUUAAAGGUGGAGGAAGUACAUAAUUUGAAUGAACGUAAAAGUCGACACUUGGCCAAUGAAGUACUUGGUCUCGAGCAACUACUUGAAAUGGGUAAUGCGCUUACGCCGGUUGACUACUAUGUAGAACUGCUUGUGCGUCAAUUUGUAGUGGGUGAACGGGCUCGUUGCUUUAUUACUACAAAACGAGAAGAAAUAAGUUUUAUAAUGUCCCUGGUAAGCAUACAUGAAACAAAAGAAAUACAAAAACUAAGCGUGGCAGAAACUUACUCGCUAGCGUUGCGUUACAAAGAAAACGGUGUGACUAUGUUCAAGCAAUACCCACUCUUUGCGCACGACUAUUUCUCACGUGCUGCCAAGUGCUUGAUCUCGUAUAAACCUCACGAUAGCUUGUCUGCAUGUAUGGAUGGUGUGUCCCGUAAGAAUAUACAAAUGCUGUUCACCCAAAUACAAACAAAUUUGGCAGCUUGCUUGUUGUCUCAACACCGUUAUGAAGAUGUAAUAUAUCAAACAAAGUUUGUUGAAGAACAAUCGGAUGCAUCAGAAAAGAGUAUAUAUAGACGAGCAAUGGCAUUAUACCACCUUAAAGAAUUUGAAAAAGCAAGGCACACCAUCGAACAUAUUCGGAAUUAUCAAGAGAAAAAGGAAUUCGCCAAACUACAUCAACGCAUAACGGAAAGUUGGAAGUCUAGUAAUAAACAAUAUAAAAAUUUAGUAAAGCGCAUGUUUACCUAAAGUUCGUUGAAAGCAUUUAUUAAAAAGAAGGAUGUAAACUUGAUAUAAUGUGUUGACAUCGUGUGAUGUGUUAAAAUAAAAACUAAGUCUCACUAAGAACAUAUUCCAUUGUAAGCGUAUUCUUUAAUGUUAUAAUAUUUUUGUAGAUAUAUAUAUAUACUCAUGAAAAAUAAAAAGUGCGAUAUUUUGA
This is a messenger RNA of Anastrepha ludens (Mexican fruit fly), 1226 nucleotides long. RefSeq lists its product as uncharacterized. The coding region runs from base 170 to 1036 and encodes 288 amino acids. The transcript has a single exon. Lineage: Eukaryota; Metazoa; Arthropoda; Insecta; Diptera; Tephritidae. The record is from RefSeq and is a predicted model, not a curated record. Gene Ontology annotation, molecular function: protein binding.